AUGGUUAGCUUUACAACAAAGCUCAACGAUGCCGUCGCAGGUAGCAUUGUAGGACGACGAUUUCGCCUACAAGGCUCAGGACAUAUCAAGACUCGCAAGAAUGCGCGCUUCUUGACCGAGAUUCGCGCUGGUCUUGCGACAUUCUUUGCAAUGGCCUACAUCAUCUCCGUCAACGCAACCAUCCUGACUGACAGCGGAGGAAUUUGUGUCUGUACCGACGCCAAGGAUCCGACUUGCGCAACUGAUGUCGACUACACUCUCUGUCUCGAGGGCAUCCACCGAGACUACAUUACAGGUACUGCAGCUAUCGCAGGCUUCACCUCUUUCUGUAUGGGCCUUUUUGCUAAUAUGCCAAUCGCUUUGGCGCCGGGAAUGGGCUUGAAUGCGUACUUUACAUACACGGUCGUUGGCUUUCACGGAACAGGUCCGGUCACCUACGAGUUGGCUCUUACUGCUGUGUUUGUGGAAGGGUUUAUCUUCGUAGCAUUAUCACUUCUUGGAAUGAGACAAUGGCUUGCUCGCGUUAUCCCAACUUCUAUCAAAUUAGCCUCAUCAGUUGGUAUUGGGCUUUAUCUGACUAUUAUUGGUAUGACUUACAGUGCUGGAAUUGGCAUCAUUACCGGAAACACCUCUACCCCGCUUACACUUGCGGGAUGUCGAAUCGAGGAACAAGUUCAAGGAGUUUGUCCUGGAUCCACCAAGAUGCGGAAUCCGACUAUGUGGCUUGGCAUCUUUGGCGGAGGCUUCUUGACUGCUGUUCUCUUGGCGUACAAAAUCAAAGGAGCGAUUAUCGCUGGUAUCCUGUUGGUAUCCGUAGUCUCUUGGCCUCGAUCAACAACCGUCACCUACUUCCCUCACACUGCCGUUGGCAAUGAUAGCUUCGACUUCUUCAAGAAAGUGGUCACGUUCCACCCUAUUACAAAGACGCUCGCUGCUCAGGAUUGGAACAUUGCUGGUAUCACUGGACAAUUUUGGUUGGCGUUGGUUACUUUCUUGUAUGUUGAUAUCUUAGAUUGCACUGGUACACUUUACUCCAUGGCUCGCUUCGCUGGAGCAAUCAAUCCAGAGACUCAAGAUUUCGAAGGCUCUGCAAUUGCUUAUCUGGUCGACGCAUUUGGAAUUUCCAUCGGCUCUCUCUUCGGACUCUCUCCCGUCACUACUUUCGUCGAAUCAGGAGCUGGUAUCUCCGAAGGUGGCAAGACAGGCAUCACAGCAAUGGUCACCGGCAUCUGCUUCUUCAUCUCCAUCUUCUUCGCACCGAUAUUUGCUUCUAUUCCCCCCUGGGCUACCGGCUGCACGUUAAUCAUUGUUGGCGCGAUGAUGGCCUCUGUUGCUAGGAGCAUCAACUGGAAAUACAUCGGAGACUCGCUACCAGCCUUCAUCACGCUGGCUGUGAUGCCAUUCACAUACUCCAUUGCCUACGGUCUCAUUGCCGGUAUUGUCUCAUACAUCAUAAUAAACACCACUGUCUGGUUCAUCGAGGUCGUUUCCUUUGGUCGCAUUGUGGCGCCAGACAAGGAGUUCAAGGAAGCGUGGACGUGGAAGGUCAAGGGCGGUUUCCUCCCAGCUUGGCUGGUGAGGGCUACUAAAGGAAAGAAGGACUUCUGGCACGAAGAGCCAUCUAGUGGCCUUUAUGAGCUAGACAGUCGUAGUCCUUCAGCCGACGGAAACAUCAAUGACUGGCCAUUGUCCAUUUACGAUGCUUUGUCCAAGGCUCGGAUUGAGAGAGAGAGCUGUGUGCACCAGCUCAGUUCACAAGCGGAGCCGAUUUAA
Molecule: messenger RNA, 1773 nt
Organism: Lachnellula hyalina
Lineage: Eukaryota; Fungi; Ascomycota; Leotiomycetes; Helotiales; Lachnaceae
Product: putative xanthine/uracil permease
Exons: 5
Coding region: 1-1773 (590 amino acids)
Biological process (GO): transmembrane transport
Cellular component (GO): plasma membrane
Molecular function (GO): purine nucleobase transmembrane transporter activity
Source: RefSeq, a predicted model, not a curated record